Solea senegalensis (Senegalese sole) is the source of this 6245-nucleotide messenger RNA. Its product is annotated as talin-2-like. Gene Ontology annotation, molecular function: integrin binding; actin filament binding. The transcript is spliced from 30 exons. The record is from RefSeq and is a predicted model, not a curated record. The coding region runs from base 1 to 4083 and encodes 1360 amino acids. Gene Ontology annotation, biological process: cell-cell adhesion. Gene Ontology annotation, cellular component: focal adhesion; plasma membrane. Lineage: Eukaryota; Metazoa; Chordata; Actinopteri; Pleuronectiformes; Soleidae.
AUGUCAUUGUUCCAGGUGGCCAAAGCUGUGUCUCAUUCCCUGAAUAACUGCGUCAACUGUUUGCCUGGCCAAAAAGAUGUGGACAUGGCUCUCAAAAGCAUCGGGGAGGCCAGCAAGAAACUGCUGAUUGAAACUAUCCCUCCGGCCUCUAAGUCGUUCCAGGAGGCCCAGAGUGAUUUGAACCAAACAGCAGCAGGCCUGAACCAGUCAGCGGGCGACGUGGUCCACGCCUCCAGAGGCUCCAGCAACCACCUCGCAAUGGCUUCUGGGAAGUUCAGUCAAGACUUUGAUGAGUUCCUGGAUGCUGGAAUCGAGAUGGCUGGACACACUCAGAAAAAGGAUGACCAGGUGCAGGUGAUUGGUAAUCUGAAGAACAUCUCCAUGGCGUCUAGCAAGCUGCUGCUGGCUGCUAAGAGUCUGUCCGUCGACCCCGCAGCGGCAAACGCUAAGAACCUGCUGUCUGCUGCCGCGAGAGCAGUGACUGACAGCAUUAACCAGCUGAUUACACUGUGUACACAGCAGGCGCCUGGCCAGAAGGAGUGUGACAACGCUCUCAGAGAGCUGGAGGCUGUCAGAGGAAUGCUGGACAACCCCAAUGAGCCGGUCAGUGACCUCUCCUACUUUGACUGCAUUGAGAGUGUGAUGGAGAACUCCAAGGUUCUCGGAGAGUCCAUGGCAGGGAUUUCUCAGAACUGCAAGACCGGUGAUGUGCCUGCUUUUGGAGACUGUGUGGGAUCAGCCUCCAAGGCUCUGUGUGGCCUCACUGAAGCUGCAGGACAGGCUUCCUAUCUGGUGGGUGUGUCUGACCCAAACAGUCAGGCGGGGCACGAGGGGCUGGUGGAUCCCAUCCAGUUUGCAAAGGCCAAUCAGGCAAUUCAGAUGGCCUGUCAGAACCUUGUUGACCCAGACAGCAGUCCCUCCCAGGUCCUGUCUGCAGCCACCAUUGUUGCUAAGCACACCUCAGCGCUGUGCAACGCCUGCCGCCUGGCUUCCUCCAGAGCGGCCAACCCAGUUGCCAAGAGGCACUUUGUGCAGUCGGCCAAAGAGGUGGCGAACAGCACUGCCAACUUGGUCAAAACUAUUAAGGCGUUAGAUGGCGAUUUCUCAGAUGAGAACAGGAGCAAGUGUCGGGUUGCCACGGGUCCUCUAAUCGAGGCUGUGGAGAACCUGACAACAUUUGCUUCGAACCCGGAGUUUGCCAGCAUCCCAGCUCAAAUCAGCGCCGAGGGCUCUGCUGCUCAGGAGCCCAUCCUCCAGUCAGCGUGCUCCAUGCUUGAUAGCUCCACCUACCUGCUCAAGACUGCACGCUCAUUGGUUAUCAACCCCAAAGACCCGCCCACCUGGUCUGUCCUGGCCGGUCACUCUCGCACCGUCUCCGACUCCAUCAAGAGCCUCAUCACGGCCAUCCGGGACAAGGCCCCAGGCCAGCGAGAGUGUGACUCAUCAAUUGAUAACAUCAACAAAUGUAUCCGGGACAUUGAACAGGCCUCUCUGGCAGUGGUCAGCCAGAACUUAGCCAGCAGGGACGACAUUUCACUGGAAGCACUACAAGAGCAGCUGACGUCCACUGUGCAAGAAAUUGGCCACCUAAUUGACCCCAUUUCCACUGCUGCCAGAGGCGAGGCUUCCCAACUAGGACACAAGGUGACUCAACUUGCUGGUUACUUUGAACCACUGAUCGCAGCGUCUGUGGGCGUGGCGUCUAAGCUGAGGGACCACCAGCAGCAGAUGACUUUCCUGGACCAAACCAAGACACUGGCUGAGUCUGCUCUGCAGAUGCUCUACGCUGCCAAGGAGGGUGGAGGAAACCCAAAGGCGUCUCAUACCCAUGAUGCCAUAGCCGAGGCAGCCCAGCUCAUGAAGGAGGCAGUGGAUGAUAUCAUGGUGACACUGAAUGAAGCUGCCAGUGAAGUGGGAAUGGUGGGAGGAAUGGUGGAGUCCAUUGCAGACGCCAUGGCCAAGCUGGAUGAAGGUACACCACCUGAACCUGAGAGUUCAUUCGUGGAUUACCAAACCAGUAUGGUGAAACACUCUAAGGCUAUUGCUGUCACUGCUCAGGAAAUGAUGACCAAAUCAGUGACAUGUCCAGAUGAGCUGGGAGGGUUGGCCUCCCAGGUGACCGUGGACUACAGCCAGCUGGCCGUCCAGGGUCGACUGGCUGCUCACACAGCUGAGCCAGAGGAGAUCGGUUUCCAAAUCAAGACUCGAGUGCAGGAACUCGGCCAUGGCUGUAUCUUCCUGGUCCAGAAGGCUGGAGCUCUGCAGAUCACACCCUCAGAUAGUUUCACUAAACGAGAGCUCAUAGAUUGUGCCCGUGCAGUCACAGAGAAGGUGUCCUUGGUGCUCUCAGCUCUCCAGGCAGGCAACAAGGGCACACAAGCUUGCAUCACAGCAGCCAGUGCAGUGUCUGGUAUCAUCGCUGACCUGGACACCACCAUCAUGUUUGCCUCUGCCGGCACACUGAACACGGAGAACGACGAGUCCUUCGCUGACCACAGAGAAAACAUUUUGAAGACCGCCAAAGCUCUGGUGGAGGACACAAAGAUGCUGGUGUCUGGUGCAGCUUCUGGACAGGACAAGUUGGCGCAUGCCGCCCAGUCCUCUGCCAAAACCAUAACCCAGCUCACAGACGUGGUCAAACUUGGAGCUGCUAGCAUUGGCUCGGACGACCCUGAGACACAGGUGGUUCUGAUAAAUGCUGUCAAAGACGUGGCCAAGGCGCUGGCCGAGCUCAUCAGUGCCACCAAGUGUGCUGCCGGAAAAGCUGCAGAUGAUCCAUCCAUGUACCAGCUGAAGAGUGCAGCCAAGGUGAUGGUGACCAACGUUACGUCUCUGCUGAAGACGGUUAAGGCUGUGGAGGACGAGGCCUCUCGCGGAACCAGAGCCCUGGAGGCCACAAUCGAGUGUAUCAAACAGGAAUUGGCGGUGUUUCAAUCCAGGGAUGCUCCCAACAAGACCACCACACCUGAGGAGUUUAUUCGCAUGACUAAAGGCAUCACAAUGGCAACAGCUAAAGCAGUGGCUGCAGGGAACUCUGCCCGACAGGAGGAUAUCAUCCAUACGGCCAACCUGAGCCGCAAAGCCAUCUCAGACAUGCUCACCACCUGCAAGCAAGCUGCAUAUCACCCAGAGGUCAGUGAGGAGGUGAAGCACAGAGCGCUGAUGUACGGAUCAGAGUGCACAACCGGAUACAUCGAUCUGCUCGAACAAGUCCUACUGGUCCUGCAGAGGCCCACUGCAGAGCAGAAGCAGCAGCUGGCAGCCUGCUCUAAACGGGUGGCAGGUGCCGUUACAGAGCUCAUCCAGAGCGCAGAGGCCAUGAAAGACGGAGGUUCAGAGUGGGUGGACCCCGAGGACCCGACAGUGAUUGCAGAGACGGAGCUGCUCGGAGCGGCAGCGUCCAUCGAAGCAGCGGCAAAGAAGCUGGAGCAGCUCAAACCCAGAGCCAAGCCCAAGCUGGCAGAUGAGACUCUGAACUUUGAGGAGCAAAUCCUGGAGGCAGCCAAGUCCAUCGCUGCAGCCACCAGUGCUUUAGUCAAAUCAGCCUCGGCUGCUCAGAGAGAGCUGGUGGCUCAGGGCAAAGUGGGCUCCAUCCCUGCUAAUGCUGUGGAUGAUGGACAGUGGUCACAGGGACUAAUCUCAGCAGCACGCAUGGUAGCAGCAGCAACCAGCAACCUGUGUGAGGCAGCCAAUGCAUCAGUGCAGGGUCACGCCAGCGAGGAGAAGCUCAUCUCCUCAGCCAAGCAAGUGGCGGCGUCCACUGCUCAGCUGCUGGUGGCCUGUAAGGUGAAGGCUGACCAGGACUCGGAGGCCAUGAGGAGACUUCAGAUUGCCGGUAAUGCUGUGAAGAAGGCGUCGGACAACUUGGUGCGAGCAGCACAGAAGGCAGCGUUUGACAAAGCAGACGAAGACAACGUGGUGGUCAAGACAAAGUUCGUGGGUGGAAUAGCACAGAUUAUUGCAGCACAGGAGGAGAUGCUGAGGAAGGAAAGAGAGCUGGACGAAGCCAGGAAGAAACUGGCUCAGAUCAGACAGCAGCAGUACAAGUUCCUGCCCAGUGAACUACGAGAGGACAACAACUAAGGAUUCAAAUUUGUGUUCUUUUAUUGGCACACUUGGACACGUAUGUGGCCUACAGCACCUUCAGAUAGAAAUCAUGUCCACAUAACAUGGAAAGAUCAUAGUCCUCUCCAAGGAGGUUUUAAAGACUACUGUCUGGAACUGACGACACUCUGAAAACAACGUUAAGAUUGUGGUGAUUUGCCUGAAGAACUGUUUUUUGUUUUGUCCUCCCAAGAAGCAUAACUUCUUUAACUUAUGUAAUCUAAACCGGAAUGUGACGUGCUGAUGACGGUACAACUCAUACACUUGUUUGUCCAUAAGCUGCAGUUUCUUUGUUUUGUUUUACCAUGUUCAGCUGAAGGUCAUACACUUUUUAAGAUGAUGAAUUGAUUGUAACGCAGUUUGAGUCACACAGCCGUUUAACUGCAACAUCACUCAGAGAGUGCAUUUCAAUAUUGGAUAGUUAGUUAAUGGUGAUUUCGUUUACUGAUGGGUUUCUCAUGCAAAAUCAAUUUUUUCUUUUUCUUUAAAGAUGCAACAAAUUCAGCAUCUUUUGUUGACGCCCAUGAAUACGCGAGUCAUCAUUUACAGCCUCUGGGAGAAUUGCGUUAAAAUGUGAAUGCUUUUCAACACUGGACAACGCAUUACCGUGGAAAGAAUAUUUAUAGUUCAUGUAUAUUUUUUAGCAGAAAGGCAUAUUUCAGGGGCAGAAAUAGCCUCACUUAUUUACCACCACUGGCAGAGUCUGUGGUGGAUCACAGACAAAUGAUCUUCCCCCGAUCCUGCCUUUAUUUUAUUCCUCAUUCACCUUCAGACAGUAAAUUGAUUUUCAUUGUGAUGCAACAACAUAGAUUGAGCUUAAGGGGGCAGUAUUGAUUUGCCUUCCACCUUCCAAAAUGGAUUAAAUUAAUUAAACAUUUCCAGCAAUACUGAACCACUGCCAUGGAUUGAUCAUAGCCAAAUUCACCUCCAAUUAUGUGCAUCUGAAAAUAACUUGCCAAUUAAGUUAUUCUCACAAAGAAAUUAAGGAAGAAUUGAGGAUGAAAGGAGUGAAUUGAAGAAACACUGCAGUUAAUCUUUCUCCUUUCUUCUUUCGUCUCUGAAGUUAAUGGUGCUCUGUGUGACUUUAUGAAUAUUCUACCUGCUGCAAUAGAAGAACCUUUUUUGUUUACCGAGUUUGAUUGUAGUGCGUCUGGUUCCCAUGUCUGACAAAUCUAUGGGCUAUAAUGUGUUGCAAAAUUAGGGUCCUGCUGUGAAAAUGCAUGGCUUUGUGCUUCAGUGGCAUCUGUUGUUUAUACAGCGAAAGAGCAAACGUUUGGAAAGAUGCACUGAGUGGGUCUGACCUCCACAUACAGACACUAAAACACGACAAGCAGCUAAAGACGGACUGAAUUCAGAUGUGUUGUCGAGCAUCUUUUUUUUUUUUUUUUUAAUGUGCAAUUGAAGGAGGGAGGGGUGUGAGGUGGGAUUCGGGGGUGGGGGGUUAAUCCACUACUCAUCAGUUGAGUCUGUAGUGUUUAUGAUUAGUGCCUUAGUCUGUAGCCCAUACAGUGUCUGGUCUGCUUCACCUCAUUGGUCAAAGGAAGGUACUGGACAGGAUGUUUCGUUUGGGAAUGUAGGUUCAUGUCCGUGGGUUUUUGUUGUCCCCCUUGUUAACAUAAUGUUCCUCUGAAGUGCUGAACCAACUGCAUCCCUUUAUCUUUUCUUAUUCUCUCUGCCACAUGUCGGGCCUUUGAGGUAUGAUAGAGGAACUGCCUGUCAAAAAUGUGUACUCUCAGUAUAGUCUACAUAUAUAUGAACACGUUUUUGUACUGCACACCAUGGGCAUGGACCACAGUGCUUUUAAAUUUCUACAGCCUGCAGAUUUAGAUCUGUUCACUGCUUUAUUGUAUGAUAUGAAGUCAUGGACAUUUUUGUUUUCCUCCCUGUACUUUUAAACCUCUGUGGUAAGAUAAAUGUGAUUAGAGCAUUUCAAUACAUCUGCCACCAUAGACAGAUGUUGUCGCGCAUUUCAACGAUAUGGAGUAUUUGAAGUGUUCUGUGUGUGUGUGUGUUUCUCGCCCCCUUAACAGAAAUACAAUAAUGAAGUUAUAGGACAAUUAAGACAAGCGAUAACAUACAGUAUGAAAGAUAUUUAUCUGGCGUCAAUAAAACUAUUUUUUGUAUUCACUGAAAGCAAGGCA